AUGGCCCUUUCCUGCCUAGGGAGUUCCGCUGCCAUAGAGAGCUCCCCGACAGCGGACCCGCCAUCUGAGCCACUAUCUGCCGGCCUGGUGUUCGGGCUGGGUGCCCUGGGGAGCUGGGACGAGGCGGCCGUCGGUUCACCCGUGGUGCGAUGCUACGUGGGGGAUAACGAGCAGCGCUGGUUCAUGUGGUACAGCGGCCGCCGCUCUGAUUCGCCAGCAGCCGCCGGGGUGGAUGUGCUGGCGCCCUCAUCUGGCAGCAUCGGCGUCGCCGUGUCGCGCGAUGGAAUUCGUUGGUCUCGGGGCUAUGACAUAAUCGAGGGUGCCCGAGGCUCCGACGCCGCGGGAGAUGUGGGCACCAUCAUGGGUCCCAACGGGGAUUGGUGGACCUUCGACACGUGCCACCUAGCUCCAGCGGACGUGCAGGUGCUCUCCAACAGCUCCGUCAGCAGCGGAGUGGGCGUUUAUUGGAUGUUCUACUCUGGAGGGGACUUUGAGCCGGUGAUGCUCCCGGAGGGCUUUCCGAGCAGCGGGGAGCGGCGGCCCGUGGAGGGACUGCGGCUGCGGCCGGGACUGGCCAUGAGCCAGGUCACGGAUGUGGCACUUGAGGAUGGCCGCAACUGGGCCCGCAUAGAGGCGGACCACCACACGGGGGCGCUGUUCGAAGUGGGGACCGCGCAGGGAGAGGCGGCGCUGCUCUUCAACGGCAGCAUGCAGGUGCUCGCGGUGGGGCCACGCGACAUGCGCAUGUACUACACCGCAUACGACACCUCCCGCCGGCGCUUCGUGGUCGCACUCGCCACGUCACCCGACGGCUUCAAGUGGACCCAGAAGGGCGUCGUAUUUGAUCCCGCUGCGAUUGGCGGCGCCGCAGCCGUAUCGGACGACGAGGACGGCGGCGCCGCCUCAUUCGACGCAUUGGGCCCUGCUGCGCUCAGUGUCGUACGUGACAUCGACAACCGCCAAUUCUUGAUGUACUAUGAGGCUGUUGCAACCGAUAACCGUCGCAGUAUUGGCCUGGCGGUUUCCAAGGACGGCACAUCUUGGAGGCGCUACCCGGCAGCAGUCCUGGAGCCCGCCACGGAGCCCAGCCCCUCCGGGAGCGACCCGUGGGACGGUGGCGACGUAGGCAGUCCCUGCGCCGUGUCCAUGUCAGCAGGACGGUGGCGGUUGUACUACGGCGGAAGGAAGCAGAGCGGGCAAGGGCCCUGGCAGGGCAUCGGCUUGGCGCUCAGCUUGGAGAGCGGACCAACCUUCGAGGGGGUGCCCGUGCAGUACAAACGCCGGGCGGCUAAGCCCCAACCCGCCACUUAG
Volvox carteri f. nagariensis is the source of this 1311-nucleotide messenger RNA. RefSeq lists its product as uncharacterized. The transcript is spliced from 8 exons. Bases 1 to 1311 code for a protein of 436 amino acids. Lineage: Eukaryota; Viridiplantae; Chlorophyta; Chlorophyceae; Chlamydomonadales; Volvocaceae. The record is from RefSeq and is a predicted model, not a curated record.